Messenger RNA from Lytechinus variegatus (green sea urchin), 1990 nucleotides. RefSeq names its product alpha-(1,3)-fucosyltransferase 4-like. The record is from RefSeq and is a predicted model, not a curated record. Gene Ontology annotation, cellular component: membrane. Bases 177 to 1589 code for a protein of 470 amino acids. Gene Ontology annotation, molecular function: alpha-(1->3)-fucosyltransferase activity. The transcript has a single exon. Lineage: Eukaryota; Metazoa; Echinodermata; Echinoidea; Temnopleuroida; Toxopneustidae.
GAACUUAAGUGACCCGGUGAAAAUGGAAUAGUCUAUUGGAAGCUCGAGAACAGAAGAACGGUAGGAUUGUUCCAUUAUGAUUAUAUUAUUUUGAAGAACAGUUGGCCCAUCCUUCUGCGACUUCCAAGCACCUAACAGUUUCUUGAUUGUGUCUUCUGUAAAAUUACACACGCGACAUGAGAGUGACUGAUUGGUAUUUUUACUCCGAGCAACCUUCGAUGGGGCGAGAAUGUUUUAUCCAAAUGUUUUUCUGUGUAAUCGUCUGCUCAUCUCUGAUGAUGGUGUUCGUAUUUAGUGCUAAUGAAUCCGUGAAAGUCUGGAGAAAGUCGCAAAAUGGCCUUGGCGAAAACGCUUUAGGUUCCUCGACGCGAUUGCUCUCAGAAGAUGGACGUAACGACUUGUAUGCUGGACAGAUCAAGAGAUCUAGAGCCAUCAAAGGGUUCAGCAAACCUUCAAGCAAUUCUUCAGAUGGGGCGGACUUUGUUGUCAACCAUGCCAAUGGUUCAACCUCGUAUACUGAAAACCGUGUGCUCUAUAAGUUUUAUAAAGCAAGCCAAGAUCCUUCUUACGAUUGCGUCAUCAGGAUUCUCAAGCACCACAGACCACUCGAUGAGGAGGUUUACAUGAACAACGAGGAAUGGGUCAGGUCUAGCUGUGAGGGCACACCUUGCAGUAUAGAAGUGAGAUACAGUCUUGAUUUGAGAGAUUUCUGGGAUUCGGAUGUAGUGGUAUUGAUGGAGGGGGCGUUCGGUAGCUACGAGUGGAAGUAUCUCCUUAGGGCGAAGCCUCCAGGACAAAUGUGGAUGCUGUAUUCCAAAGAGUGUCCUGUUCAUGAGCCACAGUUAAGUCCUCCGUCGGAUUUAUUUUCAGGUAACCCUUACAACCUUAGCAUGACGUACCGAUCAGGGUCAGACAUCUACAACCCGUAUGGAUACUUCGUACGAGAUCGACCUUGUGGUGUAAAGAAUUUUAAGAAGUCAGAGUUGAUGAUGUGGAUGGCAUCUCGAUGUAAACCGCUGGGAUGGGAACGAGCAAAGUUUGUCCAAUCCUUGAAGCAACAUCUGAAUGUCCACACCUACGGGCGUUGUGGUACGUUGGAUUGUCCGAAGAAUGACCGGGACAUCUGCCUGUCGAAGAUGAGAAUGUACAAGUUUUACCUUUCACUUGAAAAUAGUGAAUGUGCUGAGUACAUCACCGAAAAAAUGUGGAGGAAUGCCUUCGACAAUGGCAUGAUCCCCGUCGUAUAUGGGGCAAGAAAAGAAGAUUAUCAAAGGUUGGCGCCGCCCGAUUCUUUCAUUCAUCUUAACGACUUCAGUACGAUGGAAGAAUUUGUGGAGUACAUCAAUUUAUUGGAUCGGAAUGAGACGCUCUACAACAAAUAUUUCGAGUGGAGGAAGCUGGGAAGGGUUUCUUAUGGCGAAGGGAGAAAAACAACAAUGCAACCUUCAGGACUCUGUAAGUUGACAAAGAAGCUGGUGGAGAUCGGAAAGGACCCACAGAAUUCAUGGAGAGCUCGAAAUCCUAAUUUUAGAAAAUGGUGGACUGGUUCAUGUGAACAUCAGAAAGAACUCUUAGGUGUGAGAAUAUAGUGUGAGAUACAGUACAAGAAAUCAAGAGUCUCCAGAAUGGAAGUGAAAACCAAUUAGAAAGCAUCUUCAGUAAGACGACUUUAUCAUGUUUAGGAAACCGUGUUCAAUAGCCCUGCAUUUGCUGGAUAAAUUUCGUCGGCAAUUUUUUAAAAUAUCUUGACCGUGGACUUGCCUAGGGUCUGCUUCAUAAAACUGGCUAUGAUAGCAAAUUUACAGUAGUUCAAAGCUACUGAAAUUCUUCAAUAUGAUUGGCUGAUGGUAAAUUCGUUGUAAAAAUCACUGCCCCGUGUCUGCCUUGUGGAUUCCAACCAAAUCUUUGAAAUUCAAUUUUCAUAUGCAUUUGAUGAGAAGUAAAUUGACGUCAAAUAAUUUGCUACACACUAAGAAAUAAAGAUUCAAAA